Lytechinus pictus (painted urchin) is the source of this 1086-nucleotide messenger RNA. RefSeq lists its product as uncharacterized. The transcript is spliced from 2 exons. Lineage: Eukaryota; Metazoa; Echinodermata; Echinoidea; Temnopleuroida; Toxopneustidae. Bases 1 to 1086 code for a protein of 361 amino acids. The record is from RefSeq and is a predicted model, not a curated record.
AUGCGGCAAUUUGAAUUCACUGAAUUACUGUCCAGUCAUUGUCUUCUACAAGUAGUCGAUGAAGCGACCCAUGAGAAAGGACAUAUACUUCAUGUGUUAAUAUUCCGCAAAUUUGAGAGUCAUUUUCAUUCCAAUGUUCAAGUCACACCAGGCAUAUCUGAUCAUUCUGCCAUCACUUGCAAACUCCAUGUUGGUAAACCUCACCAGAUUAGCAGUUGUAGAGUUGUGCGAAAUAUUAGAGUGAUAGACAGAAAUGCAUAUGCUGCUGAUGUUCUUCAUGCUUUUACGUCAGUUUCCACCAUAGACAUACAUAGUGCUGUCGACAACUACAACUCUCAGCUACGUACCAUCCUUGAUAUUGUUGCACCUGCUAAGACACGCUGCAGGCGAGAUCACUCUGUCAGCCCGUGGUACAACCAUGAAAUUGCCCUUGCAAAGCGUAGCUGUCGACAAGCUGAACGGAAAUGGCGAUCUCAAGGCAAGUUGGAAAUUGAUCGGCAGCUGUACUGCAAUCAAAGAAAGGUUGUCAACUCCCUUGUUCGAAAAGCAAAGUGUAAUUACUAUGUUAGUCUCAUCGAAGACUGUGGAACGGACUCUAAACGACUAUUGAGUGUGGCCAAUCAUCUUCUAGGUCGCAAGAAGUCAUCACCUCUUCCAGCUCAUUCUCAUGGUGAAAGUUUAGCACAGCUCUUCAUGCAGUUCUUGCAGUCAGAGACAAGUAAGAUUUGUAGCAGCAUGUCCACAGACGUCACGCGGUCUUCAUCUGUGCAAACAUCUGCAUCUCUGCUAUCUUUUGAACCUACGACACCAGCUGAGAUUGAGAGACUUCUUCGCAACAUGCCACCGAAGUCCUGCGACUUGAAUCCGAUUCCUACUGCCUUAGUGAAGGAUUGUGCUCAGGUUUUUGCGCCUAUCAUAGCCAGCAUUGUCAACCAGAGUAUUCAGCAAGCAUCGGUUCCGAGUUCACUGAAGUUAGCUCACAUCCACCAAGUCUUAAAGAAGCCAUCUCUUGAUGCUGAAGCUCUUCAGAAUUACCGACCUGUGUCGAACUUCCCUUUUUUGUCCAAGAUCCUCUGGAGUUUUUAA